UACGAGUAUUUCGGGGUGUUCAAAUCCGAAACUAUGUAAACAGCAGCAAAACAACCCAGUUGAUUGUAUAUUGUCACCAGAUAAUCGAGCUCUAUAAUUGAAGUCCCUUACUCAUUUGGAAAUACUAUGAAUAUCAUGAGCAUAAAUUAGUAAGACGUUAAAUUAGUGGACGUCUGUUCAGUUCGAAAGAAUAUAAGAAGGGAUUUUCCGGAUAUUGGACUUAUAUAAUAGUUAGAAAAAUCCAAGCUAGGAUAGUUUUGAUAUUUUGAUGCCAUUAUUGCAAGAGAAAUUUCUUAUCAUUUAGUACAUUUUCGUAUACAGAGUAAUAUCGCAGCCGAAUCGAAUCAUCGUUUUGUUUUCAUAUCUGAAAAUCGAAAUCGAACAUCGAAAGCAGAGAGCGCUGUGAAGCUAACAAAAGUGACCGGGCCACCGUCAAAAAUGUAUUUAAUGAGUGAAUUUUCCCUCUUACACACGUCGGCUAUUGUGAGACUCGCACAGGCAUUUCAAAAACGAAUACUAUGGGGUCAAAAUGGACCUAGAAAAUUUGGAUUUCUAUUGACAUGUGGACAGCUUGUGGGUAUUUCACUAGGCAAUUCCGUAGUUUUUCUUUAGUCCUCGAGUUUAUAUGAAAAUUUUAUUUAAAUUAAUCACAUACAAUUACUCAUACAACAACAUCGAUUGCGAAGUAUUUCAACUGUGUAUAGAAACACGUAUUAUGUAAAGAUGUCAAAAUGAGAAAAUUUUGUUCUCAGUCAAAAUUCAAAAUUAAAAAAAUUUUAUUUUAUUUGGAUAAAACUUUUGUUUACUAUACAUACUUGGCCGAUACAUAAAAACCAACUAAUUUUCGCAAUAAAACACCCUAAGCCACGUUAUUGCCCGACAACUUAGAAGAUCUUAACUACUUCUUUGUUCUAGAAAAACAAGAGGAGGUUGUUUAUUUAGAGUAAUGAAAAACAAAGAUGGCAAAAAUUCGGGUGGGAACAGUCCGACCGAUUCUCAACACGCUGACGUAGAAGGCUGUAACUUCGGACUAAAGCCAUUUGAGCUACUAUAUCUUUGGUAUCCGAAUCAGGAGAGUGUGAACCACCUCGAGUAUAUCCGUCGACUGGAGUGCGAGUUUACAUGUCUCCAACGAGCAUUCCUAACACUAACCACACAAUUUGCGCGUUUGCAAUUCCGCAUACGACAAAUCGUUCAAGCCGAACCUAGUGAACGCCAUGAUCUGCUUCUCGAACUCGAACAUGUGGCAUUUAAUCCUGACGAAGAAAAAGACGAAAUGCCGCCAACAAAAAGGGAUUCCCUAAGUAUGGGUGAAGUACGACACAAACAGCAUUACAUUCUCGAGCAAUUGCGUCGGCAACUUUGCACUCUGGCGGAAGCACAGAAUUGGAAACCUGAACCGGAAUUGAAUGCGGAACCACCCGCACCAGGUUCUGUGGACGAAGUAGUUUGCUGCUGUAUUAGAAAGAAACGAAAACCUCCACCACCGCCGCUACAACCACAACAGCCGCAAACUCCCGACAUGAAUGAUAAUGCACACGAAAAUAAUGAGGAAUCCAGAUAUUCAAGCUCAAGCAAAAACCAAACUGAAACGGAAAUGGGAUUAGGAACUGAUAGAGAUAUUGAGAUAGAACCAUCGCAAAAUUCAAGUGCAAAACAGAGAGUCUCGAUCUCUAAGGAGGAGGCCUUAGCCUUUGCAUGCAAUACUGAUCCUUCCUAUUCCAUUAAAGCUUCAACUACCCGAGUCAGUAUUUGCCCGGAGAACGAUGAAAAUGCUAAGCAAGCCCGGCCAUGCACCUGUAGAAAAAUAAGCCAAAGACAGGAUCGCUAGCAUAUGUAAUCCACAUACAUGUUCCAAUGUUUCUUGAAGCAUGAAUUUUACCCAAAUAAUUACAAUUUAUUUUUUA
Molecule: messenger RNA, 1907 nt
Organism: Bactrocera latifrons
Lineage: Eukaryota; Metazoa; Arthropoda; Insecta; Diptera; Tephritidae
Exons: 2
Coding region: 947-1831 (294 amino acids)
Source: RefSeq, a predicted model, not a curated record